GAUACAAUGGAGCAGGUUCUUCAGCAUGUUGCCCAGACUGUGGAGAAACAACUGGACCAGGAGAUUGAGAGGAUAGAUGCUCUGGACAGUGGUGAUUUGGAGGCCAUCAGGCAGCAGAGAAUCAACGAGAUGAAACAGAGAGCCAAGAAGAAGCAGGAGUGGCUCGCCAAUGGCCACGGUGAGUACUCGGAGGUCGACGGAGAGAAGGAGUUCUUCGGCGUGUGCAACAAGAGUGAGAACGUGGUGUGCCACUUCUACCGGGACGACACGCCGCGCUGCCGCAUCGUGGACAUGCACCUCAAGCUGCUGGCCAGGAAGCACGUGGAGACGCGCUUCGUGAAGUUGAACGCCGAGCGGGCGCCCUUCCUCACCGGUCGUCUGAAGAUCCGCGUGCUGCCCACCUUGGCGCUGUUCAAGGACAACAAGAGCAGGGACUACGUGGUGGGCUUCACCGAUCUCGGCAACCGAGACGACUUCUCCACCGACAUGCUGGAGUGGCGGCUGGCCAGGUAAGUAACAGAGUAGAGUCGUAUUAACUGGUACAAUAUAGCACAUUAAUUGACGCUCCGGUAUGUUCAAUGUUUGGAUGUCGGCAGGUCGGAAGUGAUCGAGUACAGCGGGGACCUGCGCGAGCCUCCCGCGCCCCACUCCGCCCGCCCCCACCCCCUGCAGCGGAAGACCAUCCGGGGGGGAGCCGCCCCCGGCGACGACUCGGACGACCUCAGCGACUGAUGGCCACCAGCGAUACCGAUCUACUAAACUAUGACUAUAUUAUAUAUUGACAUUUCCUUUAUAUUAUAACUCGCGGCCGUUAUUGACAGAACGUCACUGACAAACUAUCAGACGUCAGUUAACAAAGGCGUUGAUUGUAGACGCUUUAUUAAAUUAGCUUCGCGUAUGUGUUUGACUGAAGAUGAUAUGUUUUCCAAAUUAAUAUUAAUUUAGAUUCUUAUAUAACCACAAUAUUAUUAAACUUUCAUUUACGUUAUAAUUUUAAUAAUAUCAAUUUAAAACAUUGUUAACUUUGUCAAAGUAACACUCCUAUCCUCUGUGCAUGUUGUGACUGGCAAUGAACUUGGAAUAUUUCUACGAGACUAUUUUAUCUGAUCUGUCAAACAAAUUGAUCUGUUAUUAAUGUAUUGGUAUUAGUUUUAUAACAUUAUAUUAAAAUUAUUAUUUCAUAAUUAGCUAUGAAUGUACUGCAUUAUAAUAAUCAUUCCCUUUGUUUUGGAACAAGACAAGUAACUGUGAAACAUAUUUUUGCACUUUAAAUUAAUGUAUUUUACGGAGCUUCAAACAAAUAAAAAAAUCUGUUGAUUUAAUUUUAGAGCUGAAAAAGAUUAACAAAGUUUACAAUAUGUUAUUUUAAUACAUCUUGGAGUCAGAUUCGUAAUUUGAAUGUAAUAACGAGUAUUGUAUGUCGUUGUACAGAUCAGCUAUAUCGCUGGUAGUGUGAUGACAGCAGUAUUUCAGCGGUGUGUGUCGAUUGUUUAAUGUUAUGUUGCGUGCUUUGAAUGUUGACUUCAAAUUAUGAAGAGGUGAGUGUUUGUAAGCAGUUUUUAUAAUAAAUUUUAUGUAUAAAAC
Leptidea sinapis is the source of this 1584-nucleotide messenger RNA. RefSeq names its product thioredoxin domain-containing protein 9. Gene Ontology annotation, cellular component: cytoplasm. Bases 7 to 513 code for a protein of 168 amino acids. Gene Ontology annotation, biological process: microtubule cytoskeleton organization. Lineage: Eukaryota; Metazoa; Arthropoda; Insecta; Lepidoptera; Pieridae. The transcript has 4 exons. The record is from RefSeq and is a predicted model, not a curated record.